Talaromyces atroroseus is the source of this 1863-nucleotide messenger RNA. RefSeq lists its product as hypothetical. Bases 1 to 1863 code for a protein of 620 amino acids. Gene Ontology annotation, cellular component: cytoplasm. The record is from RefSeq and is a predicted model, not a curated record. Lineage: Eukaryota; Fungi; Ascomycota; Eurotiomycetes; Eurotiales; Trichocomaceae. The transcript is spliced from 4 exons. Gene Ontology annotation, molecular function: protein binding.
AUGCAUUCCGAGCAAGUCUACUCCCCAGAUACACUUCCCUUCCGAUCACUCACCUUUUCUUCGAAUGACGACACCAUACCCAUCGGUCGAGCGUCUAAGUCGGAAGCGAAAAACCUCGUCCCGGAUCACGAUAAUGGCUGGUUUAGUUCUCGUGUGAUGUCUCGAAGCCAUGCUGUCUUAAGUGUUCGUAUGGAAAAACAGGCCGUCUAUAUUCGCGACCACGGCUCCUUACAUGGGACGCAGUUGAAUGACAAUAAAAUAAAACCAAAGGAGAACGUCAACGUCAAGAGCGGAGACGUCUUAACCUUUGGUAGUGAAAUUUCACGCGGUACUGAGACCUUUCGACCUAUUGCUGUCCGUCUCGAUUGCCAGUGGCAUGAAUCGAAGCCAGUCGCCAAAGACACGGCAAAGGCAACAACGAAUACAUUCUCGGUCCCCGAGGAUGAAGAUGAAUUGAUCGAGGUUGUCGACUCCAAGGAGGUUCAUGAUCAGCCGAAGACUCCACAAAAUGUAUCUGACUCAUCCGACCUCGACUAUGGAAGUGAUAUGAGUCGGCCUCUGGAUUUAACUUCUCCCGUUACCUCGCCCGAAGUCAAGACCUCCGAAUUACCCAAGUCGAAUCCUGCUGACUCGAGGCAAAUUGAUGCUUCUCAACAUGAUUCAGCCUUGGAAGGCCGUGAUACGAAGUUUAUUUCACCCGAAUCUCUUGGUAACGAAGAUAAUGAAGACGGAAGCCAGUUUGACUCCGAAGACGAUGAUGCCAAUAGUGAAUCAGACGACUCUGCAGGUGACCAAGCAAGGGGAAAUCAUGAAGAUGAUUUAGAGUCCAACCAAAGCGAAAACGAUCAUUCCGAGAGCAAUGACCUAGAUGAGCAAAAUCCCACGCCCGGAUUGUACAAUUACAAACGUUUCCGCGUUAUGGGAUUUCCUACACCACCUAAAAGAGACGACGCUCCUAAACCUGGCUCAUCGCAGGAGUUUCUGUUGCCUGAGCAAAGCACGUCUGCUGCUCAGCCAGAUCUGACUGCUGAUAUUCGUGGGCCAACUUCUAACCCACCCGUCACAAGCUCGGCAAACUACACUGUUCCGUGGCCAGAAUAUCUCAUCCCACGUAUUCCGAGCCCAUCAGACAAGGCAAUGGCAAAACCUAUGAGCACUCCUGCUCCUAGCUAUCAGCCUUACAGUGACUAUUCAUCUAACUUUGAGAUCUGGACAGGCAAUCAGGGCCCUUCUCAUGCUUCCUACGCUGAUCCCGUCCAUAUGGCCAAUCCUUAUGGUUCCAUAACCGCCAAUGAAUCUUUUCCCUUUGGUCCACACCGUUCAUCGGGAUACUUGCGCCAUUUGGCAGGCGAUUUCCUAGGAGAACAGGCACCACCUGUUAGCAACGAAAAGCCAUUUGAGCUUCCCAACUUACGUUCGAACAAGGAGAAUGCUGCAACCGUUAAGGAGGUUGAGAAGCCUGCAGAACCGUCAAAGUCUCGUGUAUCGAUUGCAGAUAUUGUUGAGAAAUCAUUUGCGAAUACUGUCGUCUCUAAUGGACUGAAGCGGAAAGCAGAUGAUUUUGAGAUGGAUAUGGCUGGUGACUCUAAUGAGACCAAUGGCGAUAGCCCGGAUAGCAUUCCAGACGCACAGCCACGGCCGGACAUGCAGAGCAUUCAAGUCUCUCAGCCGCAAAUUCUCGAUGCAGAUUCUACUCGUGGAGUCCAGCCUAACCGCGCGCUGGAGCACCGCCCCAAGCGGAUCAAAACAAAGGAAGUUCACAGCUUCAUGAAGUAUGCGACAGUUGCUGCUAUCGGUGCUGUUGUUGGAAGUAUUGGCACUAUUGCCGGUCUAGCUUCUCUUCCGGCAGAUUUCUUCAACUGA